This is a messenger RNA of Eurytemora carolleeae, 5800 nucleotides long. RefSeq lists its product as uncharacterized. The record is from RefSeq and is a predicted model, not a curated record. Bases 91 to 5076 code for a protein of 1661 amino acids. The transcript is spliced from 5 exons. NCBI's taxonomy places the organism in Eukaryota, Metazoa, Arthropoda, Copepoda, Calanoida, Temoridae.
UGUGGUAUUAUGUUAUAUACCUAGAUAGAACCCAUUCCACCAUGAGAACUAGGGGGAGUAGGAUCAUAGCCUAGAACCUUCUAACUCAGCAUGAUUAUCAGGGUGGUGCUUCUCGCCUCUCUAGUGUAUGUACACACCUUUAGUGUACAACAUCUUAAACAAAACUUUGAAGUUUACAACACAACUGACGUUUUUGACUUUGGAACCUCAACCGAGCUGGUUCCCUUCGAUGGGAACAAAAUUCGGGAGAAAAGAGCUCUUGGGACGGAACUGACAAAUAUGACUACUUCAAUGAGUCUCUUGAGUCAGACCGGGGACAUUACAAAUCUUAAGCCUGGUGACUCUAUCAGCUUAAGAGUUGAAGUAGACCUUCCUGGGAUACCUACAGGCUCUCCAAAGGAUAUUACCAUAGAGGUUUUUUCAGCAGACGAAAACCUGGAACCAGUAUUUCAUAUUUACAACCCAAAGGUCUAUUCUAUCGGUUCACAGCUCUUAAUCAAUGACUCAGCAAUACCUGAGCCUAAAAUAGAGUUUGUCUUUAGCCAAGAUAAGCCAACUAUUGUUGAUUUCACAACAUUUGAUGUGGGAAAAGUCGAAACAGGUGGGCAGGAAAAUGGAGCAGAUCUUAACAAAAUCUUAAUUGAUUUUCAUGCAUUUGCGUAUCCAAGUUCUAAACUAAUAACUGGUAACACAUACCAUUUAAUAAGUGGAGUUUAUUUUGAAACAGAGGGCACAAUCUUCAUCAAUGAAAUGUCUUUGAAUGCUAACUUUCCUGAAACAACCUAUGAUGCUACUGGUAAUGUUAUAGAUCCUCCUGCUGAACUUAAAAAAGGAGAAUCUAAGGCAAUUAAAUUAGAUUUAUUCAUAACUCACCCUUCUUCAAAAUUUACUUUACAAGUAUACAGUCCAGAAGGAUUUGAUGAUAAAUUCAAUAUUGGAAAACCAAAAGUGGUCACAGGAGCCUCCUUUCUCCCCCUUGUAUCCACUGACUGGGAGUAUACACCUCUCUAUGUAGAUGAUGAAAAGCAUGUUGGAAAAUUCCUCUUGAGCUACCCAUUGCUCAUGAAUAAGGACUCCAGUAGGACUGUUAGCUUAGCUGACAAUAAGAUGGAAGUUAUAAUACCAGUCACUGCUAUGUUGGGGGAUGAAGCUUUUGGUGAUCAAGCAUUAGCUUUGGGUGUAUUAUUGGAUGACACAGAUGUGUGGGCUGAAAUUAUUACAAUUAAAAUCAUUGACACCAUAUUUACUCCAUUGACUACAGAUCCGAGUGCCUCUGGGGUUCUUUUAAAUGAAUUACCAAUAACCAAUGGCUCAUCUGCAGUAUUCCAAAUCAAUAUUACUGUUCCAGCAGGUUCAGCAGUAGACCUUAAUGCAAUAGAGGCUGCUGGUGCACCAGAUGUAAUGCCCGUUUCAGUAAGAGUCGUUGAUAGAGGAGCAUGUGGAAUGAUUCAUAAGUCUGAGAUAACAUUUUCAGGAAAUACUCUUCAGGCAGCCUUUGGUGUUUGUACUGACGUUGCUUCAGAUUCAACAGAUUUUUUGAUAAAUGUGGCCUAUAAAUACACUGGUAAUGCUGUUGCAGAACAUACGGUGAGUCUUAAAAUUGGGAAUGCUGUUGUUGGUGGUCUAACAUUCAACACAACAGAUACAGCAGCAAGUGGAUCAAUAUCUGCAGUAGGAUCUUCAUUAGGAUUUGUAAACAAUGAAUUGUUUCCUGAUACAGAGCUUGGAAUGAGUGUACUGUUUACAAUACCCCCUGAAUCUGGAAGUUUUGAUAUGUUGGCAAAAUCACUUCCUGACAUAAACAAUGGAAGCACUGCACUGAGACUGUGUAAAGUGGACAUAGUAUCUGUAGGAUUUGGAUUACCUUGCAUGAGUAAACCUGCUACAAGUCCAAUUUACAGCAAAGCUUUACAUGACAAUUUGUAUGAUGAUUCCCUCAGUUGGGAUCUUGGUCAAACCUGCCCAGCACAAAUUUCAAAAUCACUUUCUGAAAACACUUUGAAGAUCAAUUUAUUCUAUUCACUACCCUUUCAAAGUUUUUCCAGUGCAAUUCCCUCUGUAACUCCAGGAUUUGGUAUUGCAGCUGGUGAUGAUUUCCUUUUUGCAUCCAUAUCUUCUAAAAAUGUGUCACUUAGUAAUUUAACAACCUUAGAGACAGGAACCACAUUUCCUGAACUCAGUUUAACAACACCAAUAUUAAAAGCCUACAAUGCUCCCAUAGAGACAAUUGACGUUGGAGGAAUAAGGCAUAUUAGACAUGUAAUGAAGACAAGACCACAAACUAGGGCAUUAUACAAGUUUGAAGCGAUUCCAUUUUCUGAUCUAAACGUUGGUUACAUUUGUAAAAUGAGAGUGAGAAAAAUCGGGAACAAUAUGCCAUGUGCAACAAUUCCAAGUGGUUUUGUGGACAAAAAUUACUUUGAAAAAGUAAAUAUUGAUUAUAAAGAUAAAACAUCCAGUAUUAUCAACUUAGGUCUUCUUACCAACUGGGGGCAAUUACCAAUGCAGGAAGAUCUUUAUGCUGAUGAAAAUGCAGUUGAAAUUGAUGUAUUUUUUAGAUAUGCUACACUAGCUAGUAAUACAACUAAUACAUUUACUGGAAAUGUUUACUGGUCAGAUAUUGACAAAACUUCAACAGAAAUAAGUUAUACUCUUUCUGAUGUUGUUUUGCCUACAGUUGUAAACCUAGACCUUAAUCCAAUGUUUGCCACAGUUUUUGAAAAUGAUACUCUAGAAACAGCAUACUCAGGUGUGCCUAAAGUACUGAGCCUUGUAUUGACAGUUCCUCAAACUUUCAAUGGCCCGGUCACAGUAACUUUUAAAAAUCCUGGUUUCUCUACAAACAACUAUGAUUUUUGUGAUGUUAGGGUAACUCAAGUUGGAUUGAAUACGCCAUGUGUUGACCAAAAAGCACAAUUCGAAUUUUCAACUAAUUUUGAAGAAGUGGAUGGUCAGCCUACAUUCUUUGAAAGUGUGACCAUUGUGAUUGAUAUUCAACAUCAUCUUACCUAUCAGAGUCCUGUAGAAAACCAAGUGCAUAUAGAAUUAACAUUAAAAAUUCCAAAUAAGAUGACAGGAAGUGCACUUGUAGAAGCAACUGUAAAGACAGAUGAUAAUACUGAGACAGUUACCCAGAGUUUCUCAAUAAUUGAGUUUACCCCACCAGUUCAGAAUAUUAACUACAAAGAUUUCAUGAUAUCAAUGGAAAGUGGAGAUAUCAUCUCAGAGGUUCCCGGGGUUAUUCAUACAGGUGAAAAAGUGUGGGUGCCAUUUAAUAUUUCCAUCCCAAGAUUUACAACCAUGCCUCUUGAAGUGGUUGUUUUGACUCCAUCUGUCGAUGGCAGGGCAAUCAUAACAGUUGAAGAUGUCAGGUUCAAACAUUUUCCAUCAAACAUUUGCUGUACUGGAAAUGUAAGUAUAAAGCAUGUUUAUGAUACACUGCUGAAAGCUUCAGAAAAUAUAACAACAUACAUGCAAACAGAUUAUCUAAGAAUUGAUUUUGGAUACAUAAUAAAUGCACAUUAUGCCCUAAGAACUGAGUUGGAAACUCCAAAAGAUAAUGAAAUUGUAAUUGAAGUUCUUGUACAGAUGACUGACCAUCCACUCACAGCAAACGGAAGCAUCCACAAGGUAAACUUGGCUGCUCAAAGUAAUGAUGUCAUAGUUGUAGGAGACCAAUCUCUAACAGUGGCUAGAAGUUUACAAAGAAGCAGUGAGCGAGCACUGAUUCAAAUGAAUAUGACUGUAGUAGAUGUUGAAAAGGAAUUUGCUGCUGGUGAUACUGUUCAAAUGAUUGGCACUAUUUCACAUUCUGAAUUUUCAAGAGCAGAAGGCCAUUCUGUUGUUCGAAUAAAAUUGAUAACACCAGUUUGGCUCACUUAUGACAUCUCAAAAGAUCAAUGCUUAACAAAUUAUACAGAAACUGCAGCUUGUGAUGUAGUUAAGGAAGGAAACACAACCUAUUUUGAAUUUAAAAAUGGAGUAUACUAUAGUUCAUAUAUAAAUAUAAACUUUAGCCUCUCUGUAGAUCCAUUUAACAAAAUCAUUCCAGGACGAGGUAUACUUAACAGUGCUAUUCUAUCCCAAGUAGUGUGUACACAAAGUUCUUUUGAAUUAUUUCCAGCAACUAACGACACUUGGCUUGGGUGUGGACCUUAUACAAAAGCCAAUGUUAAGGUAGUUUCCCCUCCUUGUACUUCACCAAUUACUUUGGAUGAAUGCACCGUUACCGGUAGCUCAGCAUUAGACAAAGGUCAUCACCCUUCUAAUGUUGCAACUGAUACUGAUUCUGUAUGGUCUCCUGCUAUAAGACCAGGUAUGAUCUGGAAAAAUUUUCUAGUGUUUGAUUUCCUGACAAACAUGCAUCUCACUGGCUUAGAGCUUAAAUUGCCCACUUCAAAUUAUGGCCUUCCUACAAAAAUAUCAAUUUUUUCAAGCUCCUCAGGAAAUUUUUGGAAAAAGGAAGUUGACAUGCUUGAUAUUCCUGCAAGUGGGGUAUCAACCUUUCAAACUCCAAUAAAAUCUCGAAUGACAAAGAUAUUGAUAGAAGAAACUGAUGGAACUUUGCCUGUAGGAAUUAAGUUUGUCCAAUGGAGCGGUUGUCCCCGACCUUUAACUGGUCUCGCAACAUGUAGUGCAGACACAACUCCAAUUUCUGACAAUGCUAAACAAUAUCGGCAUUUCAUCUUUGAUCCAACCACGCUGUUCUUGUAUUUCUGUGACAUCAACCCAUACAGGGAAAAAAUGGCUUGCUUCUCCAACAAACAAGGAACUUCAACCUUUACAUCAUUACCAUCAUACAUAACAUACAUAACAGGAUACAGCCCUACAACAGGGAGAACUUAUUUUAAGGAUAAGACCGGAGUUGAUUUGUCCAGUACUAAUGGUAAGCGGAUGGAGAUUUUGGCAGAUGAUGCUAUUACCGUUAUUACAGAUAUAGAACCAGCUUUAGCUGUACCUGGAAAGGAUAGUAGUAUGGCUCCAGUAGUGUCUGGAGAUUAUUCAGCUGAUUACUAUGGUAUUAAGUAUCUAGGAACUGAUAUUGUAAAGUGGUCUUCUUGCUGCAGUACUCCCUAGACAUUUUAAAUCAAGCUUGUAUUUUUCUUUAAUUUUUCAGACCCAGAAACUUUUGUUUUGAUGAAAGGACCUUAAACCUUGGGAACUUUUUUGAUUUUCUCUUCUCUCUCCCGCUUCCCCCACAUUAUUUUGCGCAGGGUUUUAUAAAAACUUUAUCAACCUCUCUUAUGGCCAAUGGCAUAGUAUAUAAGUUAAUCAAAACAAAUUCAAAUAAUAAGUUAAGCUUUUUAAGUCAGAAGUUUUUGUGCUGCUCAAAUCUUUGCUUAACCGACAAAAGUUCCUGGCUCAAAAGAUUUGAAAGGCAUGCUAAAUUAUUAAAAAUAACCAUCGUAUCAUAAAAUUUUUGCUAAAAGGUUUUGUUUCUUAGAAAUAUUAAUUAAAAUCUAUACUCAAGUUAUUCUUAUCCCUAAUGUAUCUACUUUCAAAAACUAAUGGCUAUCUAAGGAUACAAUUUACUUUCUCUCAAAAAUACUAUUAGGUUUUUGCAUUUAACCUACUUUUAAAUAGCAAUAAGACAUUUCUUUAUUUUUUGUAAAAGCAGAAAAUAUGAUAAAUAUUUCGGAAAGGGUAUUGGUUUUAUCUAAAAGUGCUGUCUGAAAGUCAUACUAUACUAAUAAGGCCUGUAAAUUGGAUGUAAAAUACAAGUUAUAAAAUUAAGAUUUUAAAAAAUUGUUUUUUUUCUUUAUUUUGUCUUAUAUUUAGUGAAAAAAAACAAUCCAAUAAA